UUACCUGGCCCUGGGUGAGUCCAAAGUGGGCUCGAUAAGUGGGCGCAACCGUAGUUGAGGGCUGUAUUUACAUGACAACACCAGUAACCGACAUCCAUACUACAAGCACACGCACGUCAGAACUACCAUACUACAAGCACACGCACGUCAGAACUACCUAUCAAUCAAGUUUGCCUCGUGUAUUUCUCAAGUGGACUACCUUGGUACCCAGGUACUCAUUCGAGUUGCUGACAACCAACAUCCAACUGCAAAACCAAAACAAGCGUCCUCGUAACCAUGGUAAGAUCUAGGUCCCUCGCGACUUCCCGAUCUCCACAAUAUUACAGCAUCUGCAUCCGCAGCCCCCUUCCGAAAAAGCUCUGACUGACAACGAAUCCCAAGUCCAUGUCAUACAAACCGUCACCUCUCUCCUACGGUUCGCCGAGAGCCUCUCCUUUCCGUAGACCAGAGAGUCCCGCAUCUCCCUCUCCUCUCCGACAAACCACCCCUACUCCCUCCCCCACCAAGAUGGCAACCCCCUCUAGAUUCGCUCAGACUUCGACCCCACCCAUAGAGUCAAAACCAGACUCGAAUUCUUGGACCCCUCGAGGACUGGCAGCAUUCGCGACAUCGUCACCAAAGUCUCCCAGUCGAGAACGAGACCAUUCUCCCACACCCGUGCGAGGGACUAGUAGUCCCGGAUUCGGCGGCAUGCUCACCAACAGAAAUCAUACCGUAGAUGCAAGUAGUGCACUGUCAAGACUUCAGCCAGCACAAGUCAGAGAACUGAGGGAAGGAUUUCAGAUCUUGGACCGAGAUAGUGACGGCCAAGUUGGAAGAGACGAUGUUGCUGAUAUGUUAGCACAAUUGGGUAUGCUGACCUCCACAUAUUCUCCGUAUCUUGUCGCUAACAACACCGUGCAGGAUUAUCUGCCAAUGCCUCUGAAAUCACAGCAUUCUUUCCUCCGUCGACUUCUCAGACGAUAACCCUUCCAGCCUUCUUAAAUACGGUUGCGCCGCUGCUUGCUACCCUUUCUCCUUCUGCGGAAAUGCUUUCGGCAUUUUCUGCGUUUGAUGAAGAUGACAGUGGUCAAAUUGAUCUCAAUGAACUCCGGGAUGCGUUACUACAUACCGCGCCAGAUCCCGGCGAGAAAGCAUUGACAGAGAGGGACAUUGAUAAAGUCAUGGGCGGUUUUACAUCACGAAGAGCAUUUGGAAAACAUUCUGGUGGUGGUAUGGGAAGGCGUGGGGAGGUCUUCAAAUACCAGGAAUUUGUUGCCAGUGUUGCUGGCGGUCCAAGUGUCGAUGGUAAAACAGAGAAGGACGUUUGAACGAGUUACUUGAAUGGGUUCUAUCACGACGGUUUUAGCAAGAAACAUGAAGGAAUAGGGAAUAAAUGGUUAUGAAAAAGGAUGGGGGUGGCGUCCUUGAAUGGGAAGGCGCUAUCUAAGCUUGGCUAACAAAUACGCUGGCUGUAUGAUAUAAUUUUAAGCAGUGGUUUUGAAUAAUCCACGCCGCAUUACACUAGAUCACUCUCUCUAAGUCGGGCAGCUUGCUUUGACAGACGAAGCUGCCUAGGGGCGGAUAGAUUGAGUUCAAGCCAGUCCAACAAGAAGUAUUCU
This is a messenger RNA of Hymenoscyphus albidus, 1601 nucleotides long. NCBI's taxonomy places the organism in Eukaryota, Fungi, Ascomycota, Leotiomycetes, Helotiales, Helotiaceae. The record is from the annotation of a GenBank genome assembly.